AUGUAUUCCACUAACAAAAUCCAAUUUCUUACCCUUACAGAUCGAAUUAACAUAAAGAGAAAAGGUGCAUGGCCUUCUGCCUACCUCUCUGUUCAGAAUGUGAUUGAUUGUGCUGGUGCAGGAUCCUGUGAAGGUGGAGACCACUCAGGUGUUUGGAUGUAUGCCCAUGACCAUGGCAUUCCAGAUGAGACCUGCAACAACUACCAAGCUAAGGAUCAAAAGUGUAAGAAGUUUAAUCAGUGUGGAACUUGCGUCACUUUUGGAGAAUGUCAUGUGAUAAAGAACUACACUCUCUGGAAAGUUGCUGACUAUGGGUCCGUCAGUGGAAGAGAAAAAAUGAUGGCAGAAAUCUAUACUAAUGGACCAAUUAGCUGUGGCAUAAUGGCUACUGAGAAGUUGGAUGCUUACACUGGAGGACUUUAUACAGAGUACAAUACCUCACCUGUGGUCAAUCACAUUGUAUCUGUGGCUGGCUGGGGUGUAGAAAAUGGAACAGAAUACUGGAUUGUUCGUAACUCAUGGGGUGAACCCUGGGGUGAAAGAGGGUGGCUGAGAAUUGUGACAAGUGCAUAUAAAGGUGGAAGAGGAGCAGAGUACAAUCUUGCUAUUGAAGAGGACUGUACAUAUGGAGAUGCUGUACUUCCUUGAUUCUAUAUUGUACAUCUUUCUGUUUAGGAACUACUUUGUGCUGGGAAGCUUCCCAGCACAGCCUUUUUCUUUAUAAAAAAACCCAGCAGUUUAAAACAUUUUCACAGUUCAAUGCCAUCAAGUAGUUCUGCAAAAUUAGCCCAGAUAGCAACACAUAAGGUCUUCAA
Messenger RNA from Phaethon lepturus (White-tailed tropicbird), 815 nucleotides. RefSeq names its product cathepsin Z (gene CTSZ). Gene Ontology annotation, molecular function: cysteine-type endopeptidase activity. Bases 1 to 648 code for a protein of 215 amino acids. NCBI's taxonomy places the organism in Eukaryota, Metazoa, Chordata, Aves, Phaethontiformes, Phaethontidae. Gene Ontology annotation, cellular component: lysosome. The record is from RefSeq and is a predicted model, not a curated record. The transcript has 4 exons.